Molecule: messenger RNA, 2272 nt
Organism: Acanthopagrus latus (yellowfin seabream)
Lineage: Eukaryota; Metazoa; Chordata; Actinopteri; Spariformes; Sparidae
Gene: uba3
Product: ubiquitin-like modifier activating enzyme 3
Exons: 17
Coding region: 455-1801 (448 amino acids)
Biological process (GO): protein neddylation
Cellular component (GO): nucleus; cytoplasm
Molecular function (GO): NEDD8 activating enzyme activity
Source: RefSeq, a predicted model, not a curated record
GAACUGGCGGAAGGUUUGAGGUUACAGGAGGAAGGUUAACGUUAGCUAGCUGUGGAAGCUAACCUAAUAUUGAUAUCAACAAAUUACACUGACAGCUAGGCUGCAGAUAGAAAUAACGUUGACGUUGGUCGUCAGUAGCUUACACGUCUGUACAGUAAAAGUGAUGUACUAUCAUUCACCUCUAUGUAAAGUUAGAGGUCUUUACUGUACCUUCUCACUGAUGAUAUGCUAGCUGCUCACCUAGCCUAGCUACCGGGAGCUGUUUAGGCAAGGGAGUAAAAGGAGGGGGUCAGAAUAGAAACGCCCACCUGUCAGAAAUAUGCAGUUUUACACCUGGAGUAACUAAACAGCUAGAGGUUACACAUGUUAGAGCAGACACAGGGCAGACACCAGAACACAAGUGAAUCUGAAUACACGAAUCGUAGUUAGUUUCUUAGACCUCUGAGAGUCUUGCAUGAUCUGCUGUGAAUUGAUGGUGAUUGAUGGAGGCCAUGGACGCAACUGUGAGUGGGAGGGUCGAUGGAACCACAUCAAAAAGUUUCUGGAAAGAUCGGGACCCUUCACGCAUCCUGACUUUGAACCCAGCACAGAGUCAUUGCAGUUUAUGUUAGAUACCUGCAAAAUCCUGAUCAUUGGUGCUGGUGGCCUGGGAUGUGAGCUUCUUAAAGACCUGGCUUUAUCUGGCUUUCGCAACAUUCAUGUUGUCGACAUGGACACCAUUGACGUUUCAAACUUGAAUCGACAGUUUCUCUUUAGGGGAAAAGAUGUGGGUCGGCCCAAGGCAGACGUUGCAGCUGAUUUCAUCAACAGCCGCAUACCUGGAUGCUGUGUAGUCCCACACUUUAAGAAAAUUCAAGACUUAGAUGAAACAUUCUACAGACAGUUCCAUAUAAUUGUGUGUGGACUAGACUCUGUAGUUGCCAGGAGGUGGAUGAAUGGUAUGCUGCUGUCUUUGCUGGUGUACGACGAUGGUGUACUGGACCCAGGUUCCAUCAUUCCUCUGAUUGAUGGUGGGACUGAGGGCUUUAAAGGCAACGCCAGAGUCAUUCUCCCUGGUAUGACCGCCUGCAUCGACUGUACACUUGAGCUUUAUCCUCCUCAGGUCAACUUCCCGAUGUGCACAAUCGCCUCCAUGCCUCGUUUGCCGGAACAUUGCAUUGAGUAUGCCCGGAUGCUGCUGUGGCCCAAGGAGAAACCCUUCGGAGAUGGUGUUGUCCUGGAUGGAGAUGACCCAGAGCACAUCCAGUGGGUGUACCAGAGAUCUCUGGAGAGGGCAGCAGAGUUCAACAUAACAGGAGUCACAUACAGACUAACCCAGGGUGUUGUUAAGAGGAUAAUUCCAGCUGUAGCGUCUACAAAUGCUGUCAUAGCUGCUGCUUGCGCAACCGAGGUCUUCAAAAUAGCAUCAAGUGCCUUCAUACCCCUUAAUAACUACAUGGUCUUUAAUGAUGUUGACGGCCUGUACACCUACACGUUUGAAGCAGAACGGAAGGAAAACUGUUCAGCCUGCAGCCAAGUACCUCUGGACAUGCACUUUUCUCCAACUUCCAAACUCCAGGAGGUAUUGGACUACCUGACUGAGAGUGCCUCUCUACAAAUGAAAUCACCGGCAAUAACGGCAACGGUGGAAGGAAAGAACAAAACAUUAUAUUUACAGUCUGUUGCAUCAAUUGAGCAGAGAACACGGCCAAAUCUGUCAAAAACGCUGAAGGAGCUGGGGCUGGCUGACGGGCAAGAGUUGGCUGUAGCUGAUGUCACCACACCCCAGACCAUGUUGUUCAGACUCUGCUUUACCUCAUAGGAUGAACACUCCCGCAACCAGUCGAUGUCAUUCUUGUUUCUUGGCCAACCUUGACUUGAUGCAGAUACAAAAUAUUUAAAAUGGCCUACAAACUAGAACAGUUUACAGUGUAUUUAACCACAGUGUAAAUUUAAUUGUUUUAAUGUACUUUCUGACGAAAGCUAAUGUUUUGCACUGAAAAGCCAAAUCAUAGUUCAAAACCUGUCAUGUUUUGGUGAUACAUUGUCUGCUAACAUGAAAGAUUAUUGCAUUAAUGUGUUAUCUGCACUACAACGUUAAGUGUGCUCUGUGCAAAAUAAGACAAGCAUUUGUUACUUUGGAAAAGAUUAUUAUGUACUUGAUGCGGUUUUGAAUAUUUUGAAUAUUUAUUUAUUCCGACACAGUUUUUUAGUUGCAUUAACCACUGACGUGGUAUCAGCAGACACUGAUAAUGAUGAGUGAACUGGAAUAAAACAUUUUUUUUCUUACAAA